Molecule: messenger RNA, 1842 nt
Organism: Microthlaspi erraticum
Lineage: Eukaryota; Viridiplantae; Streptophyta; Magnoliopsida; Brassicales; Brassicaceae
Source: the annotation of a GenBank genome assembly
AUGCCAUCUGGCUGCAGUAUUAGAGCUCUCUGGAUAAUCAAUAAUCAAGACGCUGUUGUUUUCUCCAGGCGGUUUCCGGUCGUGGAGAAGCAGUGGCGGUCCGCUUUCAAGACGGAAGACGGAAACAAUGGCGGCUUGGAUCUUCCUCGACUUCCCACUGAUCAACAGCUCGCCAUUGCUUUUGCUCGAAGAAAGAGACGGGAAGGCUCUACUCGUGGAUACGGCGUACGAGUAGCUCAAUCCACAAAAGGAUCCGACUCCUGGGUCGAUGAUCCCAUCACUCGUCAUAUAAUUAGCCUUUCCUUAGCUGAGGAUGAUGACGAAUCCAACGAAAACGAUGAGAGGAAUUUUGUUUGGCCCAUUGUACUUCACACCAAAUCCCUUUACACCAUCCUCGUCUUGCCUUUGGUUGAGCCAAAGGAUGUGAAGGACUUCGUCAACUUAUGCAGGAGAUGUGACUGUGGACCAUCUGUUGGUGAAGAUCUGAGUUUAUCAUCUCUCUUGCUCAACAUUUCAUCCAUCACUGGAGCUUUCAUGGUGGCUCAUUCAUUUGGUGACAUAAUCUCUAAUGAUACUGCGGAGCCUGAGGUUGUUGUAGCUACCUCACCAUCAGUCGGGGGAUUGUUUGAUUCUUUAACCGGAAGCAUUGGUAUCACAUCAAGGCCAAAACCCGUCGCUGCACCUGUUGCAUCUUCUUCUUCCCCGGCUGGAUCCGCUUCAACCGGAGCUGCAGCAUCAGAUGCUCCCAAAUCAGGCCUGCUUGACAAAGAUCUACUUAGAAACUUCAUCGCUACUGCUAUGCCCUUUGGUACACCAUUAGACCUCAGCCUUUCUAAUAUCUCUGCUAUUAAAGCGAAUGGCUUUUCCUCUGCUGAGCCUCCUCCGCAAGAACUUAAGCAACCAGCAUGGAAGCCAUACCUGUACAAAGGGAAGCAAAGGCUAUUAUUCACAAUCCAUGAGACCAUUAACGCUGCAAUGUACGACCGUGAUGAGAUCCCUGACAGUGUAUCUGUCGCCGGACAGAUAAACUGCCGUGCAGAGCUAGAAGGACUGCCUGACGUGUCCUUUCCUCUAGCGGGGCUGAGUAAAACCCACAUCGAGGCUAUAUCUUUCCAUCCGUGCGCACAAGUUCCAGCACAUGGGAUUGACAAGCAGAACAUUGUCUUCCAGCCUCCCUUGGGCAACUUUGUUCUCAUGCGAUACCAGGCUGGUUGUGGACUUGGACCACCGGUGAAAGGUUUCUAUCAGCUAUCAAUGGUCUCAGAGGACGAAGGUGCUUUCCUUUUCAAGGUGCGACUCAUGGAGGGAUACAAGGCUCCUCUGUCGAUGGAGUUUUGCACUAUAAUUAUGCCCUUUCCACGGAGACGGAUUGUGUCGUUUGAUGGGACUCCUUCAGCUGGGACUGUUGUGACCUCAGAACACUCUGUUGAGUGGAGGGUUUUGGGAAGCGGGCGUAGUCUUUCUGGAAAAAGCCUUGAGGCAACUUUCCCUGGGACGAUUAAGUUUAGUCCAUUGCAGAGCAGGAGAAGAGGAGAUGAGGAUGAUGAAGAGAGUGAGGGUACAGAGAAUGUGGUGAACGUGGAGGAGUUUUUGGUGCAGGAAAUGAACAAGGACCUCCCAGCAGUUGAUAUGGAAGAACCUUUCUGCUGGCAAGCCUAUGACUACGCUAAGGUCUCGUUCAAGAUUGCUGGAGCAUCUGUAUCUCGAAUGUCAAUUGACACGAAAUCGGUCAAUAUCUACCCAACCACAAAGUCGCCGGUCGAGUUUUCUGCUCAGGUGACUUCAGGGGAUUAUAUAUUGUGGAACACAUUGGGAAAGGCUCCAUCAGCAGCCACUGUGUGA